Molecule: messenger RNA, 1170 nt
Organism: Synchiropus splendidus (mandarinfish)
Lineage: Eukaryota; Metazoa; Chordata; Actinopteri; Syngnathiformes; Callionymidae
Gene: chp1
Product: calcineurin-like EF-hand protein 1
Exons: 7
Coding region: 261-845 (194 amino acids)
Molecular function (GO): calcium ion binding
Source: RefSeq, a predicted model, not a curated record
CGGGGCGGAUCCCAGUGUCGCCCCGCCCCUGGAGCAAACAGGAAGCGUUUGCGGACCGAAACUGGACUGGUGUUGUGAUUACACGACCGGAGCCUCAGAAGCCUGAGUGAACGCACCAGCGAGAGACGCGCGCGGUCCAUCUGCUGCAGCCCGCGGGGUUCGUUGAGAGUCACGUGUUCGGGACCUUAGCUGGUUAGCAGGCCAGCUAGCUCACUUCACCCACCUGUCGGCUGUCCUCGGCUCGGUACCGCUUCGCCGUCAUGGGGUCCAGAGCGUCCACGCUGCUGCGGGAGGAGGAGAUCGAGGAGGUCAAGAAAGAGACCGGCUUCUCCCACAGUCAGAUCACCCGGCUGUACAGUCGCUUCACGAGCCUGGACAAGGGCGAGAACGGCACGCUCAGUCGAGAAGACUUCCAGAGAAUCCCGGAGCUGGCCAUCAACCCCCUGGGAGACCGGAUCAUCAACGCCUUCUUCCCUGAAGGAGAGGACCAGGUGAACUUCCGGGGCUUCAUGCGGACGCUGGCUCACUUCCGGCCCAUCGAGGACAACGAGAAGAACAAGAACCCGUCCAGUGAGCCGCUCAACAGCCGGACCAACAAGCUGCUGUUUGCUUUCAGACUCUACGAUCUGGACCGGGACGACAAGAUCUCCAGAGACGAACUGCUGCAGGUGCUGAGGAUGAUGGUGGGAGUGAACAUCUCGGACGAGCAGCUGGGCAGCAUCGCCGACCGGACCAUCCAGGAGGCCGACACCAACGGAGACAACUCCAUCUCCUUCAAUGAGUUCAUCAAGGUUCUGGAGAAGGUGGAUGUGGAGCAGAAAAUGAGCAUCAGGUUUCUUCACUGACGCCCCCUGCUGUUCCCUCUCGGAUCGGUCGGAUGGAGCCGGUGCCUUUUGUUUGUCGAUGCAAUAGUUUGCAGCCUCUUGCCGCCAUGUUGUUUCAGCUUCACUGACUUCCUGUGAGCCACUUCCUGCUUGUCAUGCGAUACCCAGAGAACAUGGCCUGUUGUUGUUUAGAUGUAAACAGAUGUAGUUGUCAACAUUUCACCGCCCGAGUCUCAGCUGGUCCCGUGCUGGGUCUGCACUCGGUUUUAGCCUUGAUCAUGUGACUCGUGUUGAUUUUAAUAAAUGAAGUGCCAAGUUUGUCAGUGGUUUCAGUCGCCUGCCGGUU